Exaiptasia diaphana is the source of this 2288-nucleotide messenger RNA. RefSeq names its product ATP-binding cassette sub-family D member 4. The coding region runs from base 98 to 1882 and encodes 594 amino acids. Gene Ontology annotation, cellular component: peroxisomal membrane. The record is from RefSeq and is a predicted model, not a curated record. Lineage: Eukaryota; Metazoa; Cnidaria; Anthozoa; Actiniaria; Aiptasiidae. The transcript is spliced from 2 exons. Gene Ontology annotation, biological process: very long-chain fatty acid catabolic process; fatty acid beta-oxidation; peroxisome organization. Gene Ontology annotation, molecular function: long-chain fatty acid transmembrane transporter activity; ABC-type transporter activity; ATP hydrolysis activity.
ACGAGUGCUAGACGGGGGUUCUUUUGCUGACCUACUAUUCUCCGGCCCAGGCCCAUCUGACUUUCACGUGCUUUAUCCAAGAAGAUCAGCCGGCAAAAUGCAGGAAACAAAACAGAAAACUCAUGCUUUAGAUCGCAUUUUUUUUCGUCGAUUCUGGUGCUGUUUGAAGGUCAUCUUUCCCGCAUGUCUUUCAACGACUGUUCURUUGUUUAUAUUGUUGCUUGGCUUGUCUUUGGGCGAACAAGUGAUGAUCUACAACACUGGCUUGAUUCCAAGUCAGUUCUACCAAGUACUCAGUKCUAGAGACAGUGAAGGAUUUCGCUCACUCAUUACUGUAGCUAUUGGWUUYAUWAUCGGGACAGCACUAGGAAAAAGCCUYGUGCAAUACAUUGCUAAUGUUUCCUAUGUGAAAUGGAGGGGUUUACUGACUGUCCAUCUACACCGAGGCUACUUCAAGGAUGACUCCUUCUACAAUCUAAAUCUUCUGGAUAAAACUAUCGACAACCCAGACCAAAGGAUCACACAAGACAUCGAUCGAUUCUGUAAUCAGUUUAGUCAGAUGAUCGCAUCAUUGGUUAUUUCUCCCUUCACAAUAGCAUACUAUACCUAUCAGUGCUACAACAGCGCAGGUUACCUUGGUCCAUUAAGUAUUUUUGGGUAUUUCUUAGUUGGAACUAUUAUCAAUAAGCUUAUMAUGUCUCCUAUUAUCACAUUGGUUGUCAAGCAGGAGAAGCUUGAGGGAGACUUUAGGUUCAAGCACAUGCAGAUUCGAGUCAACUCUGARUCCUUGGCAUUCUACAGGUCRGGGCAACUGGARGAGAAAAGAACAAACAAAAGACUGAACAAUUUACUUGCWGUACAACAAAGAUUGGUUAAUUAUGAAUUCUUUUUGAACUUUUCGGUGAAUUUCUUCGACUAUAUUGGUGCAAUACUUAGCUAUAUCUUGAUCGCUAUUGUAUUGUUUGCUGGAAAAUAUGAUGGAUUAUCUACCUCUGCACUUACCGGAGAAAUUAGCCGAAAUGCYUUUGUGUCCAUGUACCUGAUUGGCUGCUUCUCUAAGCUGAUUGAUUUGUCCAACUCAGUUUCUGACAUGGCGGGAUAUACUCAUCGCAUUGGGGAACUCAUUGAGAACUUGAAAGAAAAAUCCCAGAGGGAUGAGUUUAAUAGUAGUUGUUCUUCACUAGCAGUGAUAAAUACAGAAUGCCUUUUUAAGCUUGAAGCAGUCUCGUAUGCAUCACCUAAGGCACUGAAACCACUGGUAAAAGACCUUAACUUAACCAUAAAUAAGGGUGAAAACAUUCUUAUAACAGGAAAAACAGGAAGUGGGAAAAGUUCACUGCUGAGAGUUUUGAGUGACCUGUGGAAACCAACRUCUGGACAAGUGCUGAGGAAUUUAAGGCUAACUCCAAACAAUGUUCUCUUCUUGCCUCAAAGGGUGUUGCUGUCAGAUGGAACACUAAAACAGCAAGUUGUUUAUCCAUACGACACACCAUUGCAACAAGAUUACACUGAAAAUGGCGAAGAAAAAAAUGAYAAGAUUUUGGCAAUUUURAAUGAUGUGGGUCUUUCUGGUGUUUGUGAGCAAUUYGGGGGGAUCAAUGUCGUCGCAGAUGGAAACUGGGAGGAUAUGUUGUCACCGGGUGAGAUGCAGCGUCUGGCRUUUGCUCGGCUGUUUUAUCAYAAGCCAGUCAUUGCAUUGCUUGAUGAAGCUACAAGUGCCCUAGAUGUGCCUACAGAGAAAACCAUGUAUGAAAUGUGUAAUCAACUUGGCAUUACUCUUGUUAGUAUUGGGCAUAGAGAAUCGCUGAUUCCUUAUCAUCACAUGAAUUUGAUGCUGGAUGGAGAAGGGGGUUGUCAUAUUAAGUACCUUACUAGUAACUGAAACAUUAUAAUCCCCCUAUAUUAUUAGCCUGCUUAGCCAGGCAUUAUUAGACGCUGUAAUAGAGAGGCUACUUAAUUGUUCUCUAGGCUUUAUUGGAAGGUAAUUUUGUUCCUUUGUAUCAAAGCAGUACAUUAAAUGUCUCUGUUUGGUUUGCUUUGAUGCAAAGCCAUGGCUACCUUUCAAGAUAGCCUACAAAAGUGUGAAGAGAGUAAUUGUGAACACAAUUCAAAUGAUUCAUGAAAUUUCCCAUAAAAAAGUAAUUCAAAUUUCUGUCCUCAAAGGACUUAGAUAUAACAUUUUUUUUUCUCUACUUGACAAAUAAUCAWAGAUUAUGCAAAUUUUUAUAGAUAUAUUUUUUAAAGUUUUUAAUCAUAAAAAUAUUUUCCUUUGAAAUAAUAGUAUAGAG